This is a messenger RNA of Echinostoma caproni, 1947 nucleotides long. The record is from the annotation of a GenBank genome assembly. NCBI's taxonomy places the organism in Eukaryota, Metazoa, Platyhelminthes, Trematoda, Plagiorchiida, Echinostomatidae.
UCAUUCAAAUUUAUUUGGUUAUCUUUACUCAUGACUGAAAUUGAAUUGCUGGCCGAAGAACUUAGGGGUUUUGGACUGCGUGCCUCUAACGGGGAUGUACUUCAGAAAUUAACUCAACUGGGUCUUAAGUGGGAUAUAGAUGAAUCUGCUCUGGUAGAAAAGUAUGUCGCUUUUCAACGGAAUGAAGAUCUGCCAGACGAAAUUUCACCCAAACACGUCGAGCAGUUUGAUCGCGAAGUUUGUUGCUAUGGUUAAAACAUCGGCCCAGCUGCUAUUCCUAUUAGUUCAGAAAAGUUGGAAUCCGCUUGCAUUUUCCCAUUGGCUAUCGAAGAUCAUCGGUUCAAGACAUCUCCUCGUUCUCCCUCAAGUGAAUGGAAGGUGGACGUGUUGAAUAAUUCUAUGGCACCCGUUCGCUAUAUGCACCAACCGACUUUGGAAAAAGCUGAAGCGCUUGACAACUGGGUUUGGGACUUAGUCAAACAAAUCAUCGCUAAGCUACCGGAAGAAUCGUUCACCGAGUCUACGAUAAACCCAGGUUCUAGUUCUCAGUUGAUUCAUUGUCCUUCGGUGAGUCCCUCUCCCUUACGUGGCGCGUUGAGUGGAAGUUCGUCGCAACCAGUAACAAAGGCAACAGGAAGCCUCGAGCGGACUACAUACCUUCGACCCACUUAUGUCCGUCUCCAGACCAGUUCGCUUGUUGCCGGUCGUGUAGCGUCAAGCACGUCAACUCUCAGCUCCCAGCUGACUACAGAAGCGAAAGAAAACGACUUGCAGAUGACCAAGAAUCGACUUCAACCGGGCAAUGCUGCUGUUAUUGGUCUUCGUCGAGUUGAAGGUGCCGGUGGCAGUGCGGAUGCGAUGACACGAUUAGAGUUCCCGAUGGCAAACAGCUGCGUUUAUUCCAUUUUCUCCGGACAACCGGUGAUUCUGCGAGCGACUAAUCCUACUGGUCGUCAACUGAAUGUGACUGAUGUCUUUACUACAAUGUUCUACUCGAUGCGACCUACACUGUUCACACCGAUACGUAGUGCCGUUCCCAAAGCUAAAUGUGCUCAAGCAGUUGAAUAUUGGAGUUUUGUCCUCUUUUUCUCCCAACUCAAUUUCAUGUCAGAUUUGUGCGUGAUGGUUGCUACUGGUCCAUAUACGUUCGCCAAUUCAAACGAUCCCUCACUGCUUUUGACUUUCCUUCGUGAGGUGAAACGAAACAGACCUCACGUAUUAAUUCUGUUGGGUCCAAUUGUAGAUGCCAAUCAUCCUGUUGUCCAGACCUAUUGCGAGACAACUUAUGAGGAAUUGUUUCAGUCUCGGUUGAACUCAGUGGCCGAAUACUGCAGUCACUUGGAUGUUCAACUAAUCGUUGUUCCAUCUUGGCGUGAUGCACAUCACGAUCCGGUCUAUCCCACUCCACCGUUCGAUUCGGACUGGACACAACAGACGACGGAACUGAUUGGACAUUUUCGCAAUGUGCAUUUUGUCUGGGAUCCAACUGUGGUCAGUAUCGGAGGUUACGUGUUUGGUUUCACUUCAGUGGAUGUCUUAUUCCACUUGAGCAGUGAGGAGAUUAGUUCCGGGUGUUCCGGUGAUCGGAUGGCCCGUCUCUGUCAGCAUAUACUAUCCUCUCGAACUUUUUAUCCGGUCCAUCCUCCGGCGGACGAUUUGCCGUUGGAUUACGUCCUUUGGACGCAACGUGCUCAGCUUUCUUCGGCACCCCAUUGUCUGAUUUGCCCAUCACGUUUGCGGCAGUUCGUGAAGGAUGUAGAUGGUGUUUUGUGCAUCAAUCCCGGUCAUGUUUCCCGGGGUCAGUCCUCUGGGAGCUACGCAACGAUCACUAUUCACACGGAUACACCUAAUGAUCAUGAACAUGGGAUAUCGGAUGAUGCCGCGAAUGGAUCUACGUGUUCCUGGAGCAUCGCUAACCGCACCGCAGUCCAUGUAUAUCGUUUGUGA